Molecule: messenger RNA, 840 nt
Organism: Nycticebus coucang (slow loris)
Lineage: Eukaryota; Metazoa; Chordata; Mammalia; Primates; Lorisidae
Exons: 2
Coding region: 190-840 (216 amino acids)
Molecular function (GO): structural molecule activity
Source: RefSeq, a predicted model, not a curated record
UGCUGGUCGGAGGCGCUGCGACACCGACAACUGGUGCCGAAACCCGGGAUCCUCUCGCAAGCAACAGCUCGUGAUUCUGCCCUAAUAGCCCGAGUGCCGACUUAUGUGCCUGUGCCCGCACAAGUGCAGGAGCGGGACCUCCCUGUUGUCUUAUCCCGGCAGAAAAGAGACUUUGGAAUCACUGCCGCCAUGGUCGCUGCAGUAGCACUUUCAGCAGCCGCCGCUGUAGCUGCCACUGUUUCCCUGACUAGCUCCAUCCAGACAGCCAGUGCUUUGAACAACCUGUCAGCAGCAACAGCCAGCGCGCUCCAGACGCAGGAAGCCAUUAACGCUCACCUGCAAGCUGGAAUUCUCCUUGUAAACCAGCGUGUCGACCUGGUUCAAGAACAAGUGGAAAUACUGGAAAACUUAUUGACUGUAGGGUGUAUCCAAUCUUUACCGGGGUUGUGUGUUACUUCUUCUGCCUAUCAGAACCUGUCAGUAGCCGCUAACUUGUCUAGAGAGCUUAGUAAGCACUUAACUGGAACUUGGUCCUAUGAGUUUCACAAUCUCAUGCAACAGCUAUGUGUACACAUUUUGGCUGUAAAUACCACCCUGGUAAAAGUCAUAGCACUCCAAGCUUGGGUGCAGGGGCUUAUGCGGGGUCUCACUUUUACAAAACAGUGGGCAGGCCUGUUCUGCCUUGCAGUAUUGCUCUGCCUGGGCCUUGGAGGACUUCUCAGAUGCAUCCUUAAGAUGCGUGCAGACCAGCAACGCCAGAAAGUUGCCAUAGUGCAGGCCAUGAUGGCUUUAGAGUCUGGCAGCUCCCCUCACAUCUGGCUGAGUAUGCUAGACCGGUAG